Messenger RNA from Sorghum bicolor (sorghum), 3588 nucleotides. RefSeq names its product autophagy-related protein 18h. Lineage: Eukaryota; Viridiplantae; Streptophyta; Magnoliopsida; Poales; Poaceae. The transcript is spliced from 9 exons. Gene Ontology annotation, molecular function: protein binding. The record is from RefSeq and is a predicted model, not a curated record. Gene Ontology annotation, biological process: response to starvation; autophagy. Bases 19 to 3039 code for a protein of 1006 amino acids. Gene Ontology annotation, cellular component: cytoplasm.
GAGCGGGGGCGGGGAGGGAUGAAGCGGGGGAAGGGGGGAAGGAAUGGGCUGCUGCCGAGCUCGCUGCGGAUCAUCUCGUCCUGCCUCAAGACGGUCACCUCCAACGCCGGCUCCGUCGCGUCCACCGUUCGCUCGGCCGGAGCCUCCGUCGCCGCCUCCAUCUCCUCCCAGGCCGAGGACGAGAAGGACCAGGUUUUAUGGGCUGGAUUCGAUAAACUAGAGCUUCAUCCAUCAUCGUUCAAGAAUGUCCUGCUUGUUGGUUAUUCAAAUGGGUUUCAAGUGCUCGAUGUUGAAGAUGCUGCCAAUGUUUGUGAAUUGGUCUCAAAACGUGAUGGCCCAGUUACGUUUUUACAAAUGCAACCCACUCCAGUCAGCUCUGAAGGCAUCGAAGGAUUCAGAGCGUCACAUCCCAUGCUUCUAGUUGUUGCUGGUGAUGAGACAAAUGGCCUGGGUGCGGUUCAAGGUGGUCGCUUAAGUGCUCUUAUCAGAGACACAAACAGUGAGCCUCAAGCUGGAAAUUGCAUUUCUACCCCUACAGUUGUCCGUUUCUACUCUAUGAAGUCUCACACAUAUGUACACGUUCUUCGAUUCCGGUCUGCUGUAUAUUUAGUUCGCUGCAGUCCAAGGAUUGUUGCUGUAGCACUUGCAGCACAAAUCUACUGCUUCGACGCUGUUACUCUUGAGAACAAGCUCAGUGUUUUAACAUAUCCUUUGCAAGGUGCACCUGGGGUAAAUAUUGGGUAUGGCCCUAUGGCUGUUGGCCCCAGAUGGUUAGCCUAUGCCACAAAUACUCCUUUAUUGUCAAACACAGGCCGUCUAAGUCCACAGAACCUCACACCUUCGCCAGGAGUGAGCCCAUCUACUUCUCCUAGCAGUGGAAGUUUAGUUGCUAGAUAUGCAAUGGAGUCUAGCAAGCAAUUAGCUUCUGGUAUUAUUGACAUGGGAUAUAAAACAUUUUCAAAGUACUGCCAGGAACUUCUGCCAGAUGGUUCUAACUCCCCUUUGUCAUCAAGCCCAGGCAGGAGAUCUGGUAAAAUUCCUUCCAGUGUGCAUCCACUGGAAGCUGACAAUGCAGGAAUGGUAGUCAUCAAGGAUUUCACUUCCAAAGCUGUUGUCUCACAGUUUAGGGCUCACACAAGUCCGAUAUCUGCUCUUUGUUUCGACCCUAGUGGAACACUUUUGGUGACAACCUCUGUUCAUGGCCAUAACAUAAAUGUUUUCAGGAUCAUGCCAACCUGCAUUGCUAAUGGCUCAGGCGCAACGCGCUAUGAUUGGACAGCAUCUCAUGUUCAUCUUUAUAAACUGUAUCGCGGCAUGACAUCAGCUGUCAUACAAGACAUCUCGUUCAGUCAUUUUAGCCAAUGGAUAUCUAUUGUUUCAUCUCGUGGUACCUGCCAUAUUUUUACGUUGUCCCCAUUUGGUGGUGAUGCGAGUCUGCAGCCACAGAAUUCUCACAGUGAUGGGCCACCUCUUGCCCCAUGUCAGUCAAGGCCAUGGUGGUCAAAGCCAUCCUUUCUUAUGGACCAACAGCUUCAUCAAGUCCCCUCAACUGUGACAAAUUCGGUAGUCAGUAGGAUAAAGAAUAACACUUCUGGUUGGCUAAAUACUGUCAGCAAUGUGGCUGCUUCUGCAAGUGGAAAACUAUCUGUACCAUCUGGCGCUGUAACUGCUGUUUUCCAUAAUUCCAUCUACCAGGGUUCUUUGCCAGUUCCAUCUAAGGCUAAUGCUUUAGAGCAUCUACUGGUGUAUUCGCCAUCUGGUCAUGUUAUUCAACAUGAACUUUUACCUUCUUCAGGUUCUGAGUCCACUGGUAGCAGCCCGAGAGUUGGUUCAGCUCCUAACUCGCAACUCCAAGAUGAUGAGAUGCAUGUUACUGCUGAACCAAUUCAAUGGUGGGAUGUGUGCCGUAGGACAAACUGGCCAGAAAGAGAUGAAAACAUUGCAAACAUUGUAUUGUAUAACCAAAGAAGCAGUAUAAUGGCUAUGGAUGCUUCUGACUGUGAAGAUAGCGAGCAUUCAGAUUCCACUGCAUCAAAUGAUGGUAUCUCUGGGAAAGAGAUUAUGAGAGUCCGAGAAAGGUCAAGCUGGUAUCUAUCUAAUGCAGAAGUACAGAUAAACUCGUGGCGGAUUCCCAUCUGGCAGAAAUCCAAGAUUUGCUUCUAUGUGAUGGACCAUCCUGCUGCAGAGUCGGUCGAAUCAGUUAGUAGCAGUGGUGGAGAAAUUGAGAUUGAGAAGUUACCUCUUCACGAGGUUGAGAUCAGGAGAAGGGAAUUGCUCCCUGUAUUCAAGCAGUUCCAAUAUUCUGAGCGACAUUCUAGUGAUAGGAAUGUUGCAAAUGGAAGAAGUAUUGCAAAUGGAAGCUUUCAGAAUGCCUUGUCCCACAUCAGUGAUGCACAGUACGGCUCUGUAAAGGAUAAUGGUGAAUAUGAAACCAAACCGGUGGCUCCUUUGUCUGGGUUUUAUGCUGAUACGAGGAAAACAUCUAACACAAAUGGUCUAGCUAGGCAAACAUUCUCUGGACCUGGCUCAGCUGUUAAUCUACAGCAAGUGGGAAAGUGCAAUUCUAUUGAAUCUCCUAAUGCUGCAAUUUUGGCUGGCAAAGCAGAGAAUGAGAGCAAUGGUUAUAUAUCCACUCCACCUGAAACAAAUGCAUCUAUCAGAUCAUUGAGCAGCUAUUCUCUCUUGGAUGGACCUGUUGACGGAAUGCUGUCUCCUGCAAAUAACGCAUCAUACAAGCCUGAAACAACAAAUAAUUCUGUGCUCAGCAAUGUUGCAAGCACUGACAUACCAAAUGGGUGUCUCACCACUGUCGAUUCUGGACAGCAGGAGGCGUCUGAUUCUCACAGCUCAGUGGAGUUUACCCAGUAUUUCCAAGAGGGCUAUUGUAAAAUAUCAGAACUCGAUGACUGCCGUGAGUUAACUGAAGCUGUUACUGAUGCUGACAGCAGCAGCAGCCACUGCGAGAGAGAGAAGCCCGAGGAAGAUGGGGAUAACGAUGACUUGCUUGGAGGAGUUUUUGCCUUCAGUGAAGAAGGUUGAACUUACUAUACUGCCUUACUUGAGAUUGAGAUACAACGGAAAGAAAGCGUUCAAAACAUUCAGUGUGCAAUAGUAUGUAGACGAUGGUGAAAUUCUAGUAGGCUUUCAUGGAAUAAAGCUGUGCGGAAUUGAUCAUCUUCCAUGGUACAUAUUUUUCAAGGUAAACCUUGCGCCUAGUUCUCAAAUUGGUGGGGCCAAGAUUCCUCCAGGCAAUUUACUAAUCUGCGGAUCCUCGUUGAAAUUUGGAAGGCGUUGGUGUUGUCGAGAAGUUGCUAUUGCCUGCCGCAACACCACUUCCUUAGUGUUGGUUUGUACAUAUACUGUAAGACCCAUUUGUUUUGUGCCAUACUUCUGGGACAUUUGGGUGGUUCUGAAUCCCGUACCUUGGCAGCCAUAUUUGUUGACCUCCUCUGCCAGGGCCUGUGAAUGUUCCAUGUUUAUUUGUACAUAUACUUUCUGUUUUAUUGGGAAAAAGGAAAAAAAUCUAGCCACGAUUAAUGUGAUAUUACUUUAUAAACGUUCAGUAAAGAAAAUUGCAUUCACGAUUAA